Molecule: messenger RNA, 2645 nt
Organism: Xiphias gladius (swordfish)
Lineage: Eukaryota; Metazoa; Chordata; Actinopteri; Istiophoriformes; Xiphiidae
Exons: 5
Coding region: 254-907 (217 amino acids)
Source: RefSeq, a predicted model, not a curated record
AGCCGUUUACAGUCAGUCUGGACGCUGAGAUGGGAACAAACUGCAGUACUUCUCCAAAGAUUGUAGACUGUCUUUAUGAAAUCGCUGGGCAGCUGAGCGAUAAUAUAAGUUCGGAAAAUUCCACCACAUCAGUCCGACCCAGAAUGCCGUAACUCUCCAGCCAUGCAGGCCUGGUUCCUGAUGCCUCACUGGAUGGCUCCCUGACCCCUCUGCUGUCCCUGAACUCCUCCAGUACUCCACCCUGCAGAGAGGAAUGACCAGGCCGCAGAGGUUUGCCUUCGACCAUGACCUCCGCACCCUCUUUGGCGGAAACACCACGGUGAGUUACGGGGGUGUGGGUGUGGUUGCCCUGGCCCUCUCAGUUCUGUUUGAGUUACUAGCCCGUCACCAGAACACAUGGUUGGGCUCAAGGAGCCCUGAGACUCGACCUCCACCUCCAGACCCCAUACGCAGGAUGUUUGGGGCUAAUGCAGGGUCGGACAUCAGCUCCAUUGCCAGCGAGUUCCUCAAACAGAUUCCUGGUGCAGCUAAUGACCAAGACAAGAUGGCAGCACUGUUGGAGAGUUACGAGAGCAAGCUGCAGUCGAGGCUGGUGGAGUUGUAUGGGAGGAUGGUGUCUCCGGAGAGGACUGCUCUCAGCUCUGCUGGGGUCAAUGUGUUUCCAGCCUUGAGCCCUGACUACAGGGGACUGCUGAUAGUGGAGCCGCUGAGAAACGUGAGCCAUGGGGUUCACCAUCAAGCCUGCGAGCGCAGAGCCAUCCAGCGGGCUCUGGUGGAGCGCUUCCUGUCAGACCAGAACCUACAGGGGGCAAAGCAGUUCUUCCAGAGCUCCCACAAGCGGCACGAUGAUCUGAUGGCACAGCAAGGACACUUUCAGUUGAGCAUGUUUAAAGAAAGAAAGAAAUGAUAACUGGUUACUUGUAGAUUAACUUACCAGCUAAUGUCACCCGUGUUUGAUGCUGGUGGUUUCUUUUUUUAACCCUCUCCCAAAGCUCAUUAAACAGUGUAUUUAUCUGCUCUAACAUAAAGCUUCAAAUGUUGGCAUGGACAGGUGCCUAGCUUACUACCCACAGUGGUAACCUACUCCAGCAUUACUUCCAAGGUAAAGGGCACAUUAAAAGAGCCCCAUUCUCCACUGGAACAUCCACCGCGUAAUAUUUUCCCAAUGUGAGGAAGACUGUCCUGGAUGCUACGAUAUCAGAGUGUAGUGCAGCACUAGCUGCUCUGUUUUAUUGAAUUUGUAUUCAAGUAUCCCAGGCCGAGGUUGUUAGCCGAGUUGGCGUCACAUUCACCAGACAUCCUAAUCUUCUUUUCUUUUGCAAAGUUACGAUUGGGACAUACUUGUUUGGGAUAUAAACAAUAAAGCAUGAAUCAACCCUUUCUUGCUUUCCCAGGUAUGUAAGCCUAGCGGCUAAACAGGGUUAUGUUGGGUGAGAGCUCUAUUUUACGCUUUCCACGCAUAAUACUAGGACUAGCUAGCCCCGUCUGCAAUACAAGAACAAUAGUAUGCAUAGAAUCAUGUGUAGAAUCACCAGUAUGAUUAAAACCACUUAAAAGGUUUGGUGACACUGCCCCGAAAUAAGGUUUAAAAGCCCCCCCCCCCAAACAGGUUAUACUUCUACUACGCAUGCGGAAGGCUUCGUUUGAGUCAGUGCAACAGCGCGAAUGGCUUGAUUUGUUUCCUGUUCAGCUGUUAUAAAGCAGAUGACCGGCUGGAAAUGAGAAGUCAGCCUUCGAUUAGUGUCUGGAUCGAGGAUCAAAAAGUUACUAAAAACUGUCACAGAUAUGACUGUGAACGGGUACGCCACGUGGGAACAGAAAGCUCGACAGGUGUAGCUGCAGUCACCGAGGGAGGUGGGGCUUAGAUUACUGUCAAUUCAGCCCGUGUUGGGUGCCUACACUUUGGUUGUCUGUUUGAAUAAUCUUACGCUUGCAAGUAUCUUUCCAUCUCACCUUUUCUGUAUCUUCUGUAUCUGUGGCUGAACUCUGCUGUGGGGAACUGGUUCUCCCACAGAUCAUCAGCACGUCGCGCCGUGCAGCUGCUGAGCUGGGGUUUAACGUUUAGUGCUCUUAUGCCGCGGCCGGAGGCGCCUGUCCAUCCCAUUCUCAUCAUUGGGAUAUCUCACCGAUGCCUUGAGGGAAUUUAUUCAAAUUUGGAACAAACGUUCACUCGGAUUCAAGGAUGAACUGAUUAGAUUUUGGUGGUCAAAGGUCAAAGGUCAAGGUCACUGUGACAUCACAAUGUUCUGCAAAAAGACUUUCCUGGCCAGUAUUCAAAGCCACAACUCAGGAACAGGAAGGGAGACUGUGACCAUAAUUCACAUUUGGUCGGAUACCGAAAGUGGGGCCACUGGUCCCGGUUUGCCCACCUCGAAACUGUUGUAGAUUGUUGUGUGGCUCUUCUGUGCUGCUGGGUUGAAGAUGUGUGUGAAGUAGCCAUGUUUUGGAAUUUGUAGCUUUUGACUGGUUGGCAGGUAAUUCUAGUUUGACUUUAAUACUGAAGUUAUAAGAAUGUGACCGCAGCAUUAAAGUUUGUCCACUUCACCGGGUAAGCCUUCUAUCUUUUCCUGAAAUAGUAGGUUCUUUUGAAGGAAAGGACAUGUCAGUAGCUGACAAAUGCACAUUAUUACUAGUAAAAAAAAAAA